ACGAAACUGCACUAGAAUCCACUCCUGUCGCUUUAUAGGGGUUGGCAGAUUGUUGUAGAACAUUAGCGGCAGCCCGAUAUAAGGGCUAACUAGUCUUUAUGUAUCACACAGGGAAGUUAAGAAGUUAAGUAACCCGACAGACCUCGGAGCGAACAGUUUGAAACCCUGCAGGAAUAGAGACAGAGGAGAGAAACUCGACCUUUCAUCAGUGGGAUUCAGAGAGAAGGUCCACAUAAAAGAGUGGGAGAACGACACUUGUCUCAGUUACAUAAGGGCCACUCGGUGGUUGCCUUCAUCCUCACUUUUAGAGUGGAAAACCAAGUUCCGUGCCAUGGAGGAUUAUUACCAGAUCCUGGGUGUGCUGAGAAAUUCAUCCCAGGAUGAAAUAAAGAAAGCGUACAGAAAACAAGCAUUAAAGUGGCAUCCAGACAAAAACCCAGACAACAAACAUGAGGCAGAGAUAAAGUUCAAAGAGAUCUCAGAGGCAUAUGAAGUCCUGUCAGAUGAAAACAAACGAAGAGAGUAUGACAGAUAUGGCAAAGAAGGACUAUCUAAUAGAGGAGGCCAUUAUGAAGAGGACUACAUGGGCAGAUUCACAUUCCGUAAUCCAGAUGAUGUCUUCAGGGAAUUCUUUGGAGGCAGAGAUCCAUUUGCAGAUUUCUUUGCUGAUGACCCCUUUGAAGAUUUCUUUGGUGGGCGGCACAGAGGUGUAAGCAGGAGCAGGAUGGCAGGUUCAUUCUUUUCUGGAUUUUCACCCUUUGGUCCCUCCUCUCCUGCGUUUGACAUGGGUUUCACCCCGUUUGGCCCGAUGGUUGGAGGGGGCUUCGCCUCGUUCUCCUCAUCGUCAUUCGGAGGCGGAGGAGGCGGCGGAGGAGGAGGAGGAGGAAUGGGAAACUUCCGCUCUGUCUCGACAUCCACCAAAUUUGUCAACGGACGAAGGAUUACCACAAAACGCAUUGUAGAGAACGGUCAGGAGAGAGUGGAGGUAGAAGAAGACGGUCAGCUUAAAUCUCUCACAGUCAAUGGUAACCCCGAUGACAAUGCAUUGGAUGAAGGCUCAAGACAAACUGCUCUCCCCAGCCCUGCUCCACACAACCGUUACCUCAGAAACGUGCCCCAGAACCCUGUGGAGGAGGAUGAUGAGAGAGGCCUGCCAAAUCUGGGAUUUGCUAAAGGUAUUUUUGACCCUAGACGAAAGAAACUCUUGCUAAAGGAGAUGGACACCAAAAAGAAACGGAUGCCAAGACUGGCUCCUCGAUUUGGGGUUUGGUUUUAAGAGUUGUGAAUGAAGGUCUCUUAGAAGAGGAGUCACAUGAGAGAAAUUUUUGCAACCCUUCAAAAACCGAGCUGCAGCAUUUUGAACCUAGGCGAGAGAGUAAAGAUUUUGAAAUACCAUAAUAAAGUGAAUUGCAAUAAUCUAGUCUCGUAGUGAUGAAUGAAUGGAUUGCCAUUUCCAGAGAUUUUUCAGAUGGACAUGGCUUAAUUUUAGCUAAUAAUCGAAGUUGAAAGAAACUGGUACCAGUUAUAGAACUGAUAUGAAUGUACUGUAUAGCGUAAUGCAACAAGUUUCAUUUCUCUGUCUUUAUUGCUCAAUUCUUACAUUUACAUUUGUAUUUAUUUUAUUCAUGAUUUUAAAGCAUUUUGAAGGACAUUCUCCUUCAACUGGGUAUCAGUCAUAGGACAAUUAAGGCCACCUGAAAUACAUUUGUUGAUGAUUUAAACCAUUUAACGGAUCUUCUCAUUCUAUACAAUACUGUAUGUUUACUAGCUACUGAAUAAAGUUACUUGCUGUCUGUUUCCAGUACUCUGAUAUAAAUUGAAUGAGGGUGAUAUAUUGAUAAUUUAUUAUUAUACAUAUUUUAAGGCACUUUAAAAUGUGUGUGUUUGCUAUAUAUUUGGUGCAUGAUGCAUUUUGUAGUAAAUAAUGGAACAAAAACGAAAUAUUGACAUAUGUAAAGGAUGCUUGAAAACAUAAUGAAAGUGACAAAUAAAGGACAAUGCUGAAGAAAGAAUGAUGAGAAAUGAGAGAACAGGUUGGUAGGCUGAAAGUGGAAAGUGAAAAGCACAAGGGAAAAAAGAGGGAACGAUCAUUGAAUUAUUGAUUCACCAAUUUGAGAGAACACGUUUUCACCAUAUAUGUCUUUUGAUCCAGUCUUAAGCACUGUAUCAAUAUUUUAGAGAAUAUUCCAGAUAUGGCAUGUGCCUUUAGAACUGGGUUUGAAUGUUACCCUUGCUGCAUGUAUAUUUUUUCUACAUGAAACAGACACCUACAUCGGCAUUAAAUCACAAUGCAUAUAUAUUUAAAGGAAGUUAAUAAGAAAAGUCUACAAAUUAUUCAGAUGUUUCUUUGAUGCUUUAUUCUCAUAUUUUGCCUGUGCUUUAUGAAUAUGUAUUACUGAUUGGUACAUGUUAUUGCUUCUGAUUGUGAUCUGCACAAUCUGUACCUUUCUAGCAGAUGUGAUUUUCUUUUUCAGUAUUGGCAGCAUCAUAUUUCUGUAACUAUGUUUGUGUUUAAUGUUUUUGCAAUUUUCUAAAAUACACCA
This is a messenger RNA of Triplophysa rosa, 2543 nucleotides long. RefSeq names its product DnaJ heat shock protein family (Hsp40) member B6b (gene dnajb6b). Gene Ontology annotation, cellular component: endoplasmic reticulum membrane; cytosol. The record is from RefSeq and is a predicted model, not a curated record. Gene Ontology annotation, biological process: protein refolding; positive regulation of proteasomal ubiquitin-dependent protein catabolic process. NCBI's taxonomy places the organism in Eukaryota, Metazoa, Chordata, Actinopteri, Cypriniformes, Nemacheilidae. The transcript is spliced from 10 exons. Gene Ontology annotation, molecular function: Hsp70 protein binding; ATPase activator activity. The coding region runs from base 332 to 1276 and encodes 314 amino acids.